AGUACGGACGUAUUGUUUUUUUUGCUUGCUCCGUGCGUUUGUAAAAUGGAUAAGUGUCUCAAAAGAUCGCAGCCUUCAACAUCUGGUACAAGUGUCAACAGCGGUGGUGAAUCAAACCCCAAAAAAAUAGAUAAUACGAUGGCAUUUAUUUGAAAUACUGGUUCACAGUCAUAAAUAAUAAACCUCUAUGUGUCAUUUGUGACUAUGUUCUAUCAUGUGAGAGUAUGAAACCGUCAAAACUUAUACGGCAUCUCACAACCAAGCAUCAAAAAGAAGCUGAUAAGCCGUUAGAUUUCUUUGAACGAAAGUUGAAAGCUCUUAGUCAGCAGCAAAAUACUAUGAUUCAGGUAUCCAGUGUCAAUGAGUCAGCAUUAUUAGCUAGCUACAAAGUCGCAUAUCGAGUUGCUAAAGCAGGGAAACCGCAUACCAUUGCCGAAAAUUUGAUUUUGCCAGCAGCUCUUUAUAUGGUUGAAAUUAUGGUCAGCAAGCAGGAGGCAAACAAGUUAAAAAACAUACCACUUUCUGACAAUACUAUUUCACGCAAAAUAAACGAUAUGGCUAAUGAUAUUCAAGAACAAGUNCCUCCUGCUUGUUAA
This is a messenger RNA of Daktulosphaira vitifoliae (grape phylloxera), 596 nucleotides long. Its product is annotated as protein FAM200B-like. The coding region runs from base 225 to 596 and encodes 123 amino acids. The record is from RefSeq and is a predicted model, not a curated record. NCBI's taxonomy places the organism in Eukaryota, Metazoa, Arthropoda, Insecta, Hemiptera, Phylloxeridae. The transcript is spliced from 2 exons.